Molecule: messenger RNA, 2043 nt
Organism: Schizophyllum commune H4-8
Lineage: Eukaryota; Fungi; Basidiomycota; Agaricomycetes; Agaricales; Schizophyllaceae
Exons: 3
Coding region: 1-2043 (680 amino acids)
Source: RefSeq, a predicted model, not a curated record
AUGAAGAGCGUCGCGCUCACCGCGCUCCAGACGACACAGGUCUUCGGCGAGAAGAUCGUGGCAGAAUAUGACGGAGCGAUGAAGCAUCCGCUACGACAAGCAUCCGCAUCUAGCACGACCGCCACCAGCAGCGACGAGAAUCAUGUUCUUGAAGCACGACAGAGUCGGAAGCCCAAGCCAGCCAGCCGACUAUACACGUUUCUUACGCGCUCGCGUUCCCGGUCCACACCGCGCGAGCUCUCGACGAAAUCGACCCUUGACCACGCCCCGGAUCCCCCUCGCUCUUAUCACUCAAUUGACCUCAACUCCCCGCAGUCGAAGGCGCCGUCACGAGCAUCCUCACGACCCCUCUCAACUACCACGACCGCCACAAACACCACGAUCACCCCCCAGGCGUUUUCGCUUACCCCGCGCGCCGAAAAGCGCAGGCAGCAAGCAGCGGCAGUGGCAUCGGCCAUGAACUCCCCUCCGACGUCGCGUCCCCCAUCUCCCAGUCACACGUCCAGUGGCACGCGUAGGCGCCUGCACAAUCUCUUUGGCCUGACUCUCGGCGCGUCGCGCAAGUCGAGUGGCGGCAGCAACAGCUCUCGGGGGGACACCAGCCGCUCAAGGCCCAGUACACCCGUCACUGCCCACUCAAUACCCGAACAUCCCCCGCAGCAGCAACAGCAGCCGACGCCCGGCUCGUCACGGUCCAGGAAAGACGGGUCUUCUCGCGGGAGGGGCUUGUUAUCAGUCCAGCGUCCAACCUCUCCCCUCAUGCCGCAGUCCGACUCUUCUGUCCACAACUCGAGCACAUCGUCAGUCCAACGGCGCUUCCGCCCAACGCGUCUGGGUCCCUUCCUAGGCUCGAGCGAGCAAGGUCCCUCCUCGUCCACCACCGGAUCUUUCGACCAGCCGGGAUCACCGACAUCGAUAUCGCCCCCUCAGCCGCCUCGCGCCGCACACGCGUCUAACACGCCUCGAAUAUCCCACACCCCUGCGUCACCCUCACGGCACUCACGGCAGAAGGAAUCGAUGGACUCGUGCUUCAGCGACUCGGAGGUUGUCCGUCCGCAGAAGGGCAAGGAGCGCGCGAGCCUCGAUAACCGCUCCGGGGGCCGGUAUGCAAAGAAGACCCCCGGGCAGCCCAUAUUGACGCGCGAGGUGAAGCACGGCAGCUUUGACUUCGAGCGGCCAGGGUGGGGGCGCAUCAAUACGCGCGGCGUCGCCCCUGCCCUUGCCAUGGACCGCAGCGGGAGCGGGCGCUCGGGUCGGAGUCGAGACAGCGAUAUGACUCCGACGUCUACGAGGGGUGCCCUGCGCGAACUACGACCCAACCUGACGGGCGGCUCGAAUAGCUCAUACGAGCCCGGUGGCAGCUUAGGUCGUCGCGGUGGCACGCACGUUCGUUUCCGCGCAGGUCAUGGCCCCUUCCGCUUCGAGCCAGCCGUACCCGCCAGCCCAACCAGCCCCACCAGCCAGUCAUCCGUAGAGCCCACGCGGAGUAGGCGAAGGCGCAUGCGGGACGAGGACGAUGAGGAAGACGACGAGUUCGAGGCGUACGACUUCGAGAGGGAGCAGAUACGCCAAGCGAGGCAUGGGAUGGGUGGUCCAUCUCCGCUGUCCAGCGCGGUGUCCGUGUCUGCGCCCUCUACCAAGUCUAUCGGGUACCGGUCGGGUACGAAGGGGCGGUCGUUGGAUUUGAACCUUGGACUGGCCUGGGCUCCGACGAAGAUGCGGGCGGAUGCGGUGCUACCAGGUCUUUCCCGUUCGUUGAGCCAGGGUCGUUCCAAUGGCACUGGUCCUCGACGGCGCGAUACAGACUUAGCGGAGGUUGGGAAGGAUUUGUCGGAUCUCUACCGUCAGGCGUUGGAUGACGACAGCUACGCGCUGUUCAAGAAGUACGUACACCGCUUCGACGCGAAGGACAUCCCCUUCGACGGCCCUACCGGGAUCGUCUCCCGCGUCGAACGCCUUCUGAACCGCCAGCCCCAUCUCACAGACGAGAGUCGCAAGCAGAUGCUCAACACCCUCGUCAAGAUCAUCCUACGCAACGCCUGA